AUGAGCAAUGCAACAUCGGCACCGCAGGCCUAUUGGUCCUCGUAUGCACCCCGCUUACGCACCUACAACAACUCCCUCCUCGUCCCAGUCAACCCCAGUGCUCCCGCAGUCCCAAAGACUACUAAACGGGGAACGACCAUAAUAAAUUACGCAGAAGACGGAUUUGACGACUACGACGAUGACGACGAUGAUUUACGGCGAAGACCUUCGAGCCUGAGAACCCUUCGGCGGGAUGACAGUGUCAACAAGAUCGAGACUAGCGAUAAAGUUGGGAAGGAUACUUCACUGCCCGUCGAGGUGCAGGGCAUAUGGAGAGACUGGCAGGGUAAAUCAAGACUUCCGCGAUCAGACUCGGCAAACUACGUGCAAGCCUGUCUUCCAUCGACCCUUAUACCUAUCCGCAUUGACGUAGAUAUCCCGGCCUUCAUCCCCGUGGCGCCUCUUGGACCACCCAUCGGACCACAGCCGGGCACAUCAACUAUCAAUUCACAGUUUGAUAUGUCAAAUCCUCUCAACAGACAGCCAGAGAUGACGUCUCCCUACCGCCUGCGAGAUACGUUUUUGUGGAACCUACACGAGACGCUCAUCACGACGGAUCAGUUCGCCCUCGGCCUCACCCAGGAUCUUGAUCUCCCUAUCCGGUCUUCUGUCGCUGCAGAAAUAAGCAAGCAGAUUCGAACACAACUCGAAGAAUACGCCGGCGUGGCACUUCAUCCCCUUUUCCACACACAAACAGGUUCCGCUCUAGUCACGCGAAGCCCCGAUUUAGCCACACUUGCUACAAAUGUUGCAUCAGACUCUUUAAGAAAUGGGACUGCGGCUCAGCCUUCAGCCGCCACUCUUUCUCCGAAUACCGUAAAGGCUGCUGCCACUGCCAUACAUCCCGGUUCAGACGACUAUAAUCCUGACGACACGUACCGAUGCAUCGUCAAUUUGAACAUCAAUUUGUCAUCCCGACUGUAUACUGACAAAUUUGAAUGGUCUCUUCUCCAUCCUCCUGGGACGGCCGAGGCUUUUGCCAAACAAACCUGCGCCGAUCUGGGGCUGUCUGGGGAAUGGGUCCCCGCGAUGACCCAUGCUAUCUAUGAGGCUGUCUUGCGACUAAAAAAAGAAGCUUGCGAGGCGGGUGGACUGGUGGCAGGUUUUGGGCCCGGUGGUCUGACAGAUUUUCCUAACGACGCGGUAAUCUCAGCAGCCGGGGAAGGAGCUGGCUGGAGAUACGAUCCCGAGCACCUGGGCGGUCAAUGGGAGCCGAAGCUCGAAAUGCUAACCAAGGAGGAAAUCGAGAGGCGCGAAGGUGACCGUGAGCGCCAAUUGCGCCGUCUGCGUCGAGAGACAGCUCGAUUUAGUAGCAACACUGGAAUGGCCGGUGGAGUUCCCCUCGGCUUCGGUUUCGGCGGCUUGGCACUCCGGGGGGGCGAGGCACGCCAGAUACCAGUGGAGGGGGUUAUGGAGGAGGCGGUACUCUUGCAGACAGCGAACGCGCUGCAUGGCGCUGCUCGCAUUGCCGUAUAUGGGGAACCAGUGUCUGGGCUGUCCGAGACGGGCCCUUGGGACCACGGCCCAGGUCGCGUGAACAUAAUCGGCGAGCAUAUCGAUUACUCUCUGUAUAGCGUUCUUCCUAUGGCUAUCACUGCUGAUUGUCUUCUUGCCAUCCGCUCCGUCGAUUCUGCUGGUGGUGCCAACUCCGCCACCUUUAAGGUCCAAAUCGCCAAUGUACAAAGCUCCAAAUUCCCUGCUCACGAGUUUGACGUCUCACGCGGAACGGUAGGGAUCGAUUCAACAGUACACGAGUGGGCAAACUAUUUCAAGAGUGGUCUCCGCGGCGCCCUGGACUUACUGAGGGAAAGACAUGGGAAUGACUUCACUUCAAAGAGCAUGCAGGUCUUGAUGGAUGGCACGGUCCCUGUAGGUGGAGGUUUGAGCUCCAGUGCGGCAUUUACUAGCGCCAGCGCUCUCGGUGUUAUGUUUGCAAACGGAGAGACACAGAUUGACAAAACUGAGCUCACUGAACUCGCUAUUGUGAGCGAGCGGAGCGUUGGUGUGAACUCUGGGGGAAUGGACCAGUCUGCAUCUGUGUUCUCGGAGCAAGGCUCGGCUCUUUUUGUCUCGUUUACACCACAGUUGACAGCCCUGCCCGUUUUCUUUCCUCCUACCAACCCGGAGUUGUCCUUCCUCAUUGCGCAAUCCUUCGUGGCGGCUGACAAGUACGUUACCGGACCCGUCAACUACAACCUACGUGUAGUUGAGUGCACUCUUGCCGCAGCCUACAUGAACGCCGUAUUGAAUCCGCCAGGCACCGUACUUCCUAGCGACUCGGGGCCUCUCGGAAUCAGCCUCCAUGGCUUCCAUGAUACUUAUAUUCGCCUCAAGAGACUUGGUAGCUCGCGAGUCGCAGACAGUGCCGAUUACGAAUUGCAGCAGAUGUUGGAUUUGGUCGAGAAAGUCCUGCCAAAAGAGGGCUACACAAGAGAAGAGAUAGCUUCUGUCCUGGGAAUAUCCAUUGCCGAUCUGGAUGUCCGGUACAUGUCGCGCUUCCCCGUCCGUGCGACAAUUUUCAAGCUCCAGCAGCGUGCUCGUCAUGUCUUCGGUGAGGCUAGACGUGUGCUGAAUUUCAUGGAGUUAUUGAGCACAGAAGCUCACGAUUCCAAUAACUCCGACACUUCUGCAUACAACGAGAAAUUGGGCGCGCUCCUUAACGAAACGCAAAAUUCCUGUCGGGAUCUGUACGAAUGCAGCUGCCCAGAAUUAGAUCAGCUGUGUGCGAUUGCUAGAAAAGCAGGCAGUUACGGUAGCCGCCUCACUGGCGCUGGGUGGGGGGGAUGCAGCGUCCACCUUGUUCCGACCAACAAGAUAGUCGCAAUCAAGGAGGCUUGGGAAUCGGAAUAUUACUCUAAGAGAGAUUUGACGCCAGAGCAACGGGAGGCUGCAGUUGUGGUGAGCAAACCUGGAAGUGGGAGUGCUCUGCUGAACAUAAGCACCCGUCUCUGGGGCUAG
Messenger RNA from Grosmannia clavigera kw1407, 2997 nucleotides. RefSeq names its product galactokinase. Gene Ontology annotation, biological process: chromatin remodeling; galactose metabolic process; carbohydrate phosphorylation. Gene Ontology annotation, molecular function: galactokinase activity; ATP binding. Gene Ontology annotation, cellular component: cytosol; nuclear chromosome. Bases 1 to 2997 code for a protein of 998 amino acids. The transcript has 4 exons. The record is from RefSeq and is a predicted model, not a curated record. Lineage: Eukaryota; Fungi; Ascomycota; Sordariomycetes; Ophiostomatales; Ophiostomataceae.